Molecule: messenger RNA, 753 nt
Organism: Psilocybe cubensis
Lineage: Eukaryota; Fungi; Basidiomycota; Agaricomycetes; Agaricales; Agrocybaceae
Exons: 7
Coding region: 1-753 (250 amino acids)
Biological process (GO): protein quality control for misfolded or incompletely synthesized proteins
Cellular component (GO): endopeptidase Clp complex
Molecular function (GO): ATPase binding; ATP-dependent peptidase activity; serine-type endopeptidase activity
Source: RefSeq, a predicted model, not a curated record
AUGUUUGCAAGGGCAAUUGUUCGCUCAUCCCUUCGACGGUCUAUUCCGUCGCCCAAAAGGUCAUUUCAUCCAUUGGCAGGCCAAUCUAUCCAGUUCUUUCAAGACCAAUGGCAGACCCCACCGUCCGCAAACCUUGUACCCAUAGUCAUUGAACAAACGGGCAGAGGGGAGCGCUCAUAUGAUAUCUUCUCUCGUCUGCUGAGAGAACGCGUGAUAAUGCUUCAUGGGCCAAUACGGGACGCGGACUCGACUCUAAUAGUUGCUCAACUAUUAUUUCUAGAAGCGGAGGACUCGACUAAACCUAUCCAUCUAUAUAUCAAUUCCCCCGGAGGAAGUGUGACCGCAGGACUCGCGAUUUAUGACACAUAUGUGUCGUCUCCCAUUCAUACCUACAGUCUGGGAUUAGCCGCGUCCAUGGGCUCUCUUCUUCUCGCUUCUGGCGAGAAGGGAAAGCGGCACUGCUUGCCAAACGCCAGCAUCAUGAUCCAUCAGCCAUCCGGCGGUGCCUCGGGGCAAGCUUCUGACAUUGCAAUUCACGCUAAGGAGAUAUUACGGAUACGUCAACUUUUGACUGGCAUCUACCAGCGGCAUUGCUCAAAAGAUGGAGAAACACAAGCCGAAGGACUCGCACGCUUCGAGAGGGCUCUAGAGCGAGACUACUAUAUGACCGCACAAGAAGCCAUGGAGUUUGGUAUAGUGGAUGGCAUACUAGAAAAACGUCCAGCAUCCGAUGCCGAUAGACCUCCUGAAUAA